UUAGAUCUUUGUUCACUCUCAUUAAUAUCCAUUCUUGUCUUCUGCAAUGGUUGCAUCGUCGUUUCCCCUUCUACGUCUUCCAACAAAAUCUAUGGAGACUGUGAUCCGUUAUUUUUUGCCGUUUGAUAUGAUAAAAUAUUCAUUUCUCUCGAAAUCAACUAAACAUCUUGUCACAUCGCUCAACCUGAUACGGAUCAAGUUUUUCCAAAUUUAUGUCUUGGACCAGUUGGGGAUAGGAUUUUAUGUAAACGGCGUUUUUUUCACAUUUUAUGUAUUGAAUACAUACCCCGAAAACGAUGUUCAAAUUAAAAUCACAUAUGGAAAUGUUAGCACAAUUUGGAAUUUGAAGGGAUAUUCAGUGAAAAGUUUUAUUGGGCACUUCAUGGUGAUUUCUAAAAGAUUGCGUAUUGAUGCGCUGAAUUUCUGGACUAACGUAGAUCUAUUGGAUGGCCAGUUUUUGAAAAAAAAUCUAGAUGGAUUUUUGUAUCGUAAAGUGAUAAUUCAAUCUCAGGGAAUUAACUACAAAGUUUCACCUGUACAAGUUACAGCACUUGAACCUUUUUUGAAAAGAGAAAUAUUGCAUUUGGUUGAAGCUCCUUUCGACAGAUCAAACUCCUAUCGUUUACUGAUUCAGAAUUGGGAUCAAUUAUACUCGGGCAGCUACAAUGGAUUAAACGAUCUAUUGCUCAACAAUAGUUCAGAUAUUCAAAUUCGAAAAGCCAUUCUCUCAGAUAACGAUAUCAACGUUUUUUUGAAAAGUUGGAUGAUUGGGUCUAAUCCAAGACUUGAACGUGUUUAUAUAUAUUUUCAAGACGAUCGAAAAUUUGAUUCCAAUAUUAUUUUUAGUGGAAUUGAACCUUUUUCAAAACAUACAUUAGACGAUCAAGGACAAAUGGUUAUUCAAAGGAAUGAUGGAACAAAAGCAAGGAUAAACUACAAUGAUGGAGUUUUUGCAAAUUUUGAAAUGUUUUUACUCAACAAUUAAUUGGUUUUUGAAAUAAGUAUUAUAAUUUCAAUAAAUAAAUGUUUUU
This is a messenger RNA of Caenorhabditis elegans, 1031 nucleotides long. It is a transcript of the gene fbxb-92, whose product is annotated as F-box domain-containing protein. NCBI's taxonomy places the organism in Eukaryota, Metazoa, Nematoda, Chromadorea, Rhabditida, Rhabditidae. The transcript is spliced from 2 exons. The record is from RefSeq and is marked reviewed. The coding region runs from base 47 to 985 and encodes 312 amino acids.